GCUGCAGAAUGAGAGAGGACCACUUUGCGAAGGAGCCGUGAGCACAUUCAGGACCUGAUCAAGGAGACGCAGCGGGGUGAGGGGAGUCAUCGGUGUCAGAGUGGGGUGCGUUUGUUUUAGCCACCUGCAGGUGGUGGACCGAUCAUCAUUGAAGGAAACAGAACUGACGCAACCCGACAGCGCGUCCAUCCUGACCUCUGACACGUGACCAGAUGUUGACAGCUAACUAAAAGGUUUCCCGACAUGUGCCCUGAUACCUGCGCCACCCUCGUCCUAACUCUGCUGCUCCUUCAAGUUCAGCAGGGUAAACCAGUGCAAGAGAUCAAAACCAGCCAUGACAACAUCAUGAAGAUCAACACAGCAGCAGAAACGAUGCAAUGCUCAGCAGCCAUGGACAUCCUCUUUCUCAUGGAUGGCUCCUACAGUGUGGGGAAAGGCAGCUUUGAGAGGUCCAAACAUUACGCAGUCCAGCUGUGCCAAGCACUAGACGUUGGUCCCGACAAGGUGCGAGUUGGUUUGAUUCAGUUUGGCUCGGGCCCUCAACUUGAGUUUUCGCUGAACUCGUACUCCACCAGGCAGGAGCUGAAGAAACAAAUAAAAAGGAUUUCCUACCGAGGAGGCAGCACACAGACAGGCCUGGCUCUAAAAUACAUCCUGAGGAAGGGUUUUCUGGGUGGCCGUAACUCCUCUGUCCCCCACAUCGUCAUCCUGCUGUCAGAUGGGAGGUCUCAGGGCAACGUGGUCCAGGCGGCAGCACAGCUAAAAGAGACAGGCGUGGUCUUGUUUGCUAUUGGUUUACGGUACCCAAAGUGGGAGGAGCUACAUGCUGUUGCCAGUGAGCCAGUGGAGAGCCAUGUCUUCUUUGCUGAGGAUUUUCACGAUGCCAUCAAUGGCUUGUACACCACUCUGAGCACUUUCUCUGUCUGCAGUGCAGCUCCUGCAGGUUGUCAGGUGGAGUCGUUCCCAUGUGAGAGAAAAACUCUAGAGACUGUGAAGGAGCUACAGGGGAAUUUCAUGUGCUGGAAAGGCUCCAAGGGGUAUUCCCCAUACACUUAUCUAUGUCCCUACUACAGGUACAGCAAGGUCUACAGGAGCCACCUGUCAGUCUGCCACAGAACCAUUUGUACAGAACCCUGCGACUCUCAGCCCUGUCUGAAUGGAGGGACGUGUGUGUCAGAAGGCUCAGAGGGGUACCGCUGUGUGUGUCCACCUGGAUAUGGAGGAGACCCUCACUGUGCUCCUGCGUUAUCUCUGGACUGCUCUGUGGAUUUGCUCUUCCUGCUUGAGGGCUCUGCCUCGCUGACUUUAGAAGACUUCCUACGCCUUAAAUCCUUCUUAAAACGCUUCUUGCAGACUGUGAUUGGCUCUGACAGCCCCAGUAAAGUGGGCCUGGCAGUGUUUGGUGGAGAGACCCGAGUGGAGGCCCAGGUUGGAAAGUUCAACGGGAAUCUGAAGGGUUUCCUUAAGGCUCUGGAUGCACUUAAACCACCUGGUGGCCAGACCCUGACGGGCCACGCACUUCAAUAUGUUACACGUAACGGGUUUGUCAGCCAGCCCGUGUUCGCUGACGUAUCAGAUGACCUUCCUCGUGUGGUGGUGCUGCUCACUGCCACUCCUGCUGCUGACGAUGUGGUCAAGGCCUCUAAAUAUGCACGAGACAGAGAGAUCUUCCUGAUCGGGGUGGGACCUGAUGGCCUAAAGGAGCAGCUGAAUAGCAUCACAGGAAACCCUCAGAGGACUCUCACAUACACAGCAGCUGAUCAACUCACUGGGAAGAUACCAGAGCUGAAGGCCAAGGUCUGCAGCGUAGAUAUGCAAGGUUGUCUGGGUCAAGCGGUGGACCUUGUGUUUGCCCUGGAUGCCUCAGGCGGUGUUGGCCGGGAGAACUUUGCUACGCUGAAGGAUUUUGUGCGCAGCCUCACCGUUCAGUUUGACAUCAACCGCGACGUGGCUCAAGUAGCCCUUGUUAUCUACAGUCGAAGAGCCCACACCGUCUUUGGCCUGGACACCCACGACUCCGGCUCUGCCACCCUCAGGGCUGUGGGUGAUGCCAGCUAUAUGGGAGGAGUGGCGUCAACUGGUUCAGCUCUUCUCCACAUCUACUCCAACGUCCUGACCUUCGCUAAAGGUGCACGGCCAGGAGUUAAUAAGGCCGUGGUGGUGUUUACGGACGGUUCAGGUGGGGACGAUGCUGUUGUGCCCGCUCACAAGAUAAGAGACAGUGGAGUCUCUGUUUUUGUGGUUGGCAUCGGAGACAUGCAAAGAGACCGGCUGCUGAAGAUCGCAGGCUCAGAGCAUCAUAUGAUUGCUGUGCCGUCUUACGAGGAUCUCAAGUACCAUGAGGAUGUUCUUGUGCAAAUGAUGUGCACAGAAGUGAAGAAACCUGUAAAUAUGUGCACACCCAUACUGUCAGGAGGGAGCUUCAGGUGUCAAUGCAAAGGCUACGAAGGACCACAUUGUGAAACAAGAAGCGAUAGGUCUUCAUCUAGAGGAGAUCUCCCAAAACCAACUGGCCUGAGGAAGAGCCACCAGGAGCUUCCACGUCACUAUAAACUACACCGUCGAAGACCCGUUGCCUGAUACGCAAAUAAAACACACACACACACACACACACACACACACACACACACACACACACACACACACACACACACACACACACACACACACACACACACACACACACACACACACACACACACACACACACACACACACGCACGCACGCACAUGCGCGCACACACACACACACUUCUGAACCAGGGAUGUUUGUGGAGUAAAGACAAAGCUGAGAUUUUUCUAAAUGUCUUGUGUAUUUCUAUUUCUGUCGCCUCAUUAGUCUUGUUAUAUUGGUUUCUAUGUGGUUCUUUUAGCUGUUUAAAGAUGCAAACUAUAAUUUUAUUUUGUAAUACAUGGGCCAAGAUUUUCACAUUUCCUUUUUUUAAGCCAAAAACUGUAAUGUGUGCAUUUUAAAAAUCACUUGAAAAGCAGAGGCUAUUACAUUAAAAAAAUAAAAUAAAAUCUAAAAUGGACUCAUGGGAGGGGCCAAAGGGGUCAGGUGCAUUGUGUGCCAGGUGGUAGCCGAAGGCAGGGACCUUUGCGGUCUGAUCCUUGGCUAUAAAGUCUAGCUCUCGAUACGUGGAAUGUCACCACUCUGGUGGGAAAGAGCCGGAGUUGGUGUGUGAGGUUGAGAGGUUCUGAUUAGAUAUAGUUGGACUCACCUCGACAGAUGGCUAAAGUUUCCUCCAGAGGGGUUAGAAUUUCUACCACUCUGGAGUUGCUCCCAAUGAGAGGUGCCAAGCAGGGGUGGGCAUACUUGUUGCCCCCCCAUCUUGGUGCCUGUACGUUUACCCCCGUGAACGAGAGGGUAGCCUCCCUUGCCUACGUGUGGGGGAACAGGUCCUGACUGUGGUUUGCGAUAUGCACCAAACUGCAGCUCAGAUUACCCACCCUGUUUGGAGUUCUUAGAGGGGGUGCUGGAGAGCACUUGUUUUGGUGACUCCCUCGUUCUGCUGGGGGACUUUAACGCUCACUCAGGUAAUGACAGGGAGGCUUGGAGAGGUGUGGUUGGGAGGAAUGUCCCCCCGAUCUGAAUUUGAGUGGUGUUUUGUUAUUGGACUUCUGUGCUAGUCAUGGAUUGUCCAUAACAAACACCAUGUUCAGACAUAACGGUGUCCAUAUGUGCUCGAGGGACUAUAUUUGUUGGCUGACCAGGGAACGCAUUAGGAUUCCCCCCAAGGGGCUGACCCAAGUAGCUGGGGAGAGGGAAGCCUGGGCCUCUCUGCUUAGGUUGCUGCCUCCGCGACCCAAUUCCGAAUAACCAGCUAAAAAUGGAUGGAUGGACCAAAAUGGACAAUCAAAUCGAUUUCAGGAUGCUUAAUACUU
Nothobranchius furzeri (turquoise killifish) is the source of this 3885-nucleotide messenger RNA. RefSeq names its product von Willebrand factor A domain containing 2 (gene vwa2). The record is from RefSeq and is a predicted model, not a curated record. Lineage: Eukaryota; Metazoa; Chordata; Actinopteri; Cyprinodontiformes; Nothobranchiidae.